AUUAAUCUUUGGAUGUUGGAAGUGAUCUAAUCAUAGCUAACUACGAAUCCAAUAAUUUUUGUCCUCUGGUCAUUUUAGAGGUGUGUUGUAACAGUUAUUUCUGUAGUGAGUAAUUGAGUUACAUAUAUUUAACAUUUCUAUUUCCACUGAAAUGGCAAUUUUUAAUUUAGAGACUGAACAAGGUAUUAAAUCCUUGGACGCAUUUCUUGCAGACCAUAGUUAUGUUGAAGGGUUCCAGGCAACUCAGGCUGAUGUUGGUGUUUUUGAGUCACUAGCAAAACCACCUACUGCAGCAACACCUCAUCUUCUGCGUUGGUAUAAUCAUAUAAAUUCAUUUGGUGAUGGAUGCAAGACAUUACCCGGUGAGAAAAAGUCGGCCAAAGCUUUUGGUGGAGAGGCAAAAGCCAAUAAUGAUGAUGACGACAUUGAUUUGUUUGGAUCCGAUGAAGAUGAUGCUGAAGCAGCAAAGAUCAGGGAAGAACGGCUGAAGGCUUAUGCAGAAAAGAAAUCUAAAAAGCCUGCCUUAAUUGCUAAAUCCAGUAUCAUCCUUGAUGUGAAGCCUUGGGAUGAUGAAACCGAUAUGAAAGAGUUGGAAGCCAGUGUCAGAACCAUCACAAUGGACGGCUUACUUUGGGGUGCCUCCAAAAUGGUGCCUGUGGGAUUUGGAAUCCACAAGCUCCAGAUCAUGUGCGUCGUUGAAGAUGAGAAGGUCUCUGUGGAUCUUUUGAUUGAAGAGAUUCAAAAGUUUGAAGAACUUGUCCAGUCUGUUGAUAUUGUUGCCUUCAAUAAGAUUUAAAUUGUAAUUAUAUGCCAUUACUUUGUAAUUAUUUUGUCAAAAUAUAUAAUUUUUGAAAAACUA
Molecule: messenger RNA, 859 nt
Organism: Zootermopsis nevadensis
Lineage: Eukaryota; Metazoa; Arthropoda; Insecta; Blattodea; Termopsidae
Gene: eEF1beta
Product: elongation factor 1-beta
Biological process (GO): translational elongation
Cellular component (GO): cytosol; eukaryotic translation elongation factor 1 complex
Molecular function (GO): translation elongation factor activity; guanyl-nucleotide exchange factor activity
Source: RefSeq, a predicted model, not a curated record